Telopea speciosissima is the source of this 1581-nucleotide messenger RNA. RefSeq names its product non-specific phospholipase C6-like. NCBI's taxonomy places the organism in Eukaryota, Viridiplantae, Streptophyta, Magnoliopsida, Proteales, Proteaceae. The coding region runs from base 1 to 1581 and encodes 526 amino acids. The transcript is spliced from 4 exons. Gene Ontology annotation, molecular function: hydrolase activity, acting on ester bonds. The record is from RefSeq and is a predicted model, not a curated record. Gene Ontology annotation, biological process: phospholipid catabolic process.
AUGGAGCACUUCAAAACCAAACCAUCUAAAUUCCUUUCUACUUUCUUCAUUUUCCUCAUCUUAUCCUCUGUUCUGUUUCAAUCCACAUUUUCUGCUUUUUCUACUCAACAACCCAUUAAAACCAUUGUAGUUCUUAUGAUGGAGAACAGAUCUUUUGAUCACAUGAUAGGUUGGAUGCAGAAAUCAGUUAAUCCUUUGAUCAAUGGUGUUAAUGGCACACAAUGCAAUCCUGUUUCUACUAAAUCACCACAAUCUCAAUUAGUUUGUGUCACCGACGAUGCCGAAUACGUCGAUCCGAAUCCCGGUCACUCUUACCAGGAAAUUAGAGAUCAAGUCUUCGGUAUCAAUGGCAGCCAAACUCCUUCCAUGACUGGAUUUGUUGAACAAGCUUUAUCUAUGUCCACUGAAAUGUCAGAAACUGUCAUGAAAGGAUUCCAUCCCAACUCUGUUCCAGUUUACGCCUCCUUGGUUAGUGAAUUUGCUGUCUAUGAUCGAUGGUUUGCUUCUAUUCCUGCAUCAACUCAACCAAAUAGGCUUUUCACUUUCUCAGCCACCUCUUAUGGAACAAUAGGUGCAGACAAGUUUCAGAUAUUUAAAGGAUAUCCACAGAAAACCAUCUUUGAUUCUCUUCAUGAAGAUGGAGUUGAUUUUGGUAUCUACUUCCAGGCCAUUCCCACGACACUUGUCUAUCGAAAUCUGCGAAAACUACGAUACAUACCCAAGUUCCAUCAAUUUGAUCUCACAUUCAAGAGACAUGCCAGACAAGGGAUAUUGCCUAACUUUACAGUGAUUGAACCGAGGUAUUUCGACCUCCUAGAUUUACCAGCAAACGAUGAUCACCCUUCUCAUGAUGUUGCAAAUGGGCAAAAGUUUGUGAAGGAAGUCUAUGAGGCAUUAAGAUCAAGUCCUCAAUGGAAUCAAACUCUUCUUGUGAUUACUUAUGAUGAACAUGGUGGGUUCUUUGAUCAUGUUCCAACUCCUGUGAAUGUGCCAAACCCUGAUGGAAAAACUGGUCUUGCUCCUUACCACUUCAAGUUUGAUAGAUUGGGAGUUCGAGUACCCACAAUUAUGGUCUCACCAUGGAUCAAAAAAGGAACUGUGGUGAGUAGAGCAAAUGGACCUACGCCGAGCUCGGAGUUUGAGCAUUCCUCCAUACCUGCAACUGUAAAGAAGAUUUUCAACCUUUCAUCUGAUUUCUUGACUCAGAGAGAUGCUUGGGCAGGGACAUUUGAGGAGGUUGUGGGAGAACUAAGCUCACCUAGAACUGAUUGUCCAGAGGUGCUACCAGAGGUGACUCCAUUAAGGAAUACAAGUUCUGAAAUUGAAGGCAGAAGUCUAUCGGAGUUUCAACAAGAAGUGGUGCAUUUAGCUGUUAGUCUCAAUGGUGAUCACACCUCGGGCAGUUUCAAUGAGGAGAUAAUCGAGAAGAUGACUGUGAGAGAAGGUCAUGAAUAUGUCAACAAUGUUGUGUCCAAUUUCAUAAGGGCUAGCCAAGAAGCUAUCAAGUUGGAUGCACCUGAGUCUGCCAUAGUUGACAUGAUGUCCUUUACCACCACAACAGAAUCGAUGUUUGACCCUUGA